AUGACCAUACUUCUGACCGGUGGCAACGGACGGACGGGAUCCUCCAUCGCACGGCGUUUGCACAAUGCAAAGAUACCAUUCCUGGUGUUGUCACGCUCCGGUUCGGCUCCCACGCCAUACAAGGGUUGUCGCUUUGACUGGCAUGAUAAGGCCACUUAUGGAAUACCGUUUUCACAAAGUUCAGAUGUGAAGGCGGUAUACCUCGUGCUUGGUCUCGCGGUGACUGACCUCAACGCGCAACCCGUCCGUGAUUUUAUCGACUUCGCACGGAUGAAGGGGGUAGCCCGCUUCGUCGCACUCAGCAUGAGUAAUGCAGAACUCGGAGAGCGCGUCACUGGCGCGGUCCACCAAUAUUUGACGGAGCUUCCGGUGGAUUAUGUCGUACUGAGGCCAACUUGGUUCAUGGAGAACUUUACGCAUCCCAAGUUCUCAUCAAUCAAAAGAAUUGGUGAAAUGGCGUCAGCAACCGAAGACGGCAAGGUGUCUUGGAUAUCGACCGAUGAUGUCGGCGCUGUGGCCUUCAAGGCAUUGACGGAUGAACGUCUGAACUACAUUGACCCAAUCCUGGUCGGGCCCGAGCUCCUCAGCUAUGAUGAUGUGGCCCAAAUCAUCGGCGAUAUUACGGGAAAGACAAUCAGGCAUGUGCGCGUUGCAUUAGAUGUGUUCCGAGCUCGAAUGGAGGCGCUCGCACCUUCUAGUGUCGUCGAGGGCCUGGUGGAGAUGGAGAUCGAGUUUGCGAAUAAUCUGGAGGCACGUUCAGAUAAUGGUGAGGUCGAACGACUGAGCGGACAGAAGCCGAUACGAUUCAGGGAGUGGGCCGAGAAGAACAAGGCCUCUUGGAUAUAA
Molecule: messenger RNA, 846 nt
Organism: Exophiala aquamarina CBS 119918
Lineage: Eukaryota; Fungi; Ascomycota; Eurotiomycetes; Chaetothyriales; Herpotrichiellaceae
Exons: 3
Coding region: 1-846 (281 amino acids)
Source: RefSeq, a predicted model, not a curated record